Molecule: messenger RNA, 2860 nt
Organism: Gadus morhua (Atlantic cod)
Lineage: Eukaryota; Metazoa; Chordata; Actinopteri; Gadiformes; Gadidae
Gene: ckap2l
Product: cytoskeleton associated protein 2-like
Exons: 9
Coding region: 156-2378 (740 amino acids)
Cellular component (GO): centrosome; mitotic spindle; cytosol
Source: RefSeq, a predicted model, not a curated record
CAGUUUUGAAACCGGAUCUGACCAGAGAAGAAAUUGAACAACACACCACACCCCUGUUUUGUUUUGGUCGGUUGUUAGAGUAGCGUUUUUAAUCUCUACACCUCCUAGUAGUCUCUCCAGCUCAAAUACAAAUACACGGCAUUGUUUCUCUAAUCAUGGACGAAGCGGGACCCGAUAGCAAACUGUGCAGAAAAGAGCUGCGUAAACAAAAACUGAUGGAAUACUUGGCAGCGAAAGGAAAGUUAAAGCCACCAAACCCAAAGCCUUACCUACGUAAUGACUACCCAGGGAAGAAGUCUAUCGUGUCUGCACUGGAGCCAGCCAACGGAAAAGAGAACCAGCAUGCGACCGCUGUCAUGAAACAUGAAGUGACAAAUACAGUGAAACAAGUAGCUAAACAUGGCGUACAACCCACUGUUAAAGCACAAGUUAAACAGAGUUUCACAAGAGGUGGUAUCUUAUCUGCCUCACAAAGUGUCAACAGUUUAUCUGCACCCACUGUUCAAACACGCCCUCCAGCGAUUAAAGGAAAACCGUUGGUUACGAGGACAUACACAAUUGCAGCACUCAAAGCAAGGGCCGGGAACAAUCAACUGCCCAAGCAGUCUGAGACAUUAGUGAAAUCCACUAUUCACCUGAGCACAGUAAAGUCCAGCGCCUCAUCUGCACAACAGACCAUCACACACCCCCACAGGACAUCUCAUGCCAAAUCAGGCUCCAUCGCAACUCACUAUGUCGUAGAAACUAAAAAAGGAACUUUACCUGUGGGACCCCGCCCGAGGAAUGUAAAAUCAAACCCAACCCAAGGUCGUUCUGCAAUCAAUACGGCAUCUAACGUAACCCGAGUACGCUCAACAAGUGCCCCUUCAGCACCAAAAGCAAAUCUGAGCACUGCGAUACACAAGCCCUUCCAAAGCGGGGCCACUGUGUCGCGGGCUGCCAGCCUCAUCUCCCACGAUCGCAGUGCCAGCCGUGGCCACGCCAAGCCGGUCUCAACCAAACCACUCCAGCCGUCGCAGCCGGCUCGUCCUUCCGCUGCAGGUAAACAGACCCUCCUAUCAACCAGAGCCACGGCGGCGACUGGGAGGUUGAUUCUCACCCAUCGAGUAGGAAAAACAACCGGCGCCUUGCAGGGCAAGCCAGCGAGGAGAACCGCUGACGAGAGACCUGACGCAAAGGUGGCGGGUCAUGCACGACAAGCCGCGUUCGGUACUGGGACGAGUGCAGGAACAAAAAGCCAACGCGGCGGAGGGUCUGCCGGGGGACCAGGGAACCAUUUGGGGGCGAAAGGACGCGUGCUUGAAGGAAACGAGGCCGACACUGCAACCAUACCGCCCAGAAGGACCACAACAUCGAGCCCUCCGGUCAUCCCGCAGACGCUGCCUCGUUCUGGUACACGUGUGCCGAAGACACCCGGACUUCAGGGCAGCCGGGCCCCUCAGACCGAAGGGAAGAAGUCCACUGCUGCCCAGGAGGAGAGGAUGAUAAAGCUCCAGGAGUGGCGCGACACCAAGGGCAUCUCCUACAAGCGCCCUCCCAUGCCGGUGAGGCCCCAGUCGAGACGCACCCUGGCCCUGCCCCAGCCCUACUGGGCCACCAUGGAGGAAGACGAGGCCCACUCACUGAUCAGUGCUGUGGACAGGUCCCUGGACGACUGCAUCAAGCUACUGACAGAGGGUUGUUCCCCGGAGCACGUGACCAAGGUCCUGUCUCGCUUACCUCCGUUAGCCAAGAAAUUUGCCAAGUACUGGAUCUGCCAGGCCCGAAUCAUGGAGCGACAGGGAAACCUGGAUGUGUUGCCCAUGUUUGAGGAGGCAGUCCGCCUUGUACUUGAGCCCGUGGACGACCUGCGGACCGUGGUGUUUGACAUACUGAAGAAACGGGAUGAAAGUGAGCGCGCUAAAGAGAGAGUGGAGGAGGAGGAGGACCAAGAGGAGAUCCAGCGAGAGGCCUUUUCCCUUGGGCCAGACGCUGUGGGCAUCCCCCAGCCUGUCAGAGCCCUCAUCCAGGGAGAUUGGGGCUACUCCUCUGCAGUGAAGUACAAGAUAACAGCCACUCCUGGGGGCGGUCAAAGCAAGCAGAGGGGGCGUUUCCGGGUCGACGGCCAGGAGGUGCGCUUCUUCACCCCCGUGAGACGUUCGGUGAGGAUCGAGAGGGCCUCCCUGGGCUACCCGGCCUACCUCCGCGAGCAGGACCCGUGCGUGGCCUCCUACGACGACCUCCUGGCCGAGGACGAGCCGGAGGGGAGUGGGGAGCGGCAGGAGGCGAGCGGCGGAGCGUCUCACCAGUGCACUGCUACGCCCAUCUACGUUUACCGAGAGAACGAGGCCCUCCAGGACCAGGUGAAGGUGCAGUUGGUCUACGACGACGACGAGUGAGCUCGGCAGCAUUCGAGUGAGGGCGGGGUUGAGUCGGCUUGAUCCUUCACACGAUCCUUCACAGAAACUCACACUCCUAUCUAUCCUUAUGUCACAGGAGACAUACAGGCCCUUGAAAUUCUGCAUUUUAACGAACUGAAAAUUUUAAAUAUUUAUAUUUCUUGGUUUCUUGGUCUAUAUUUCUUGCUAUUACAUGGUUCUAGAAAUAACUUUGUAACUUAAAAAAAAUAAUAAUUAUACUUGUGCUGGAGAUCGAAUUCAAAAGCAUGGGUUUUGUAUGUGUGUAUAUAUGUAUUUUUCAUGAAAAGGUUGUAAAGGCUCAGAUUUUUCGCACAUGACCCUCCUAGAUUGUAUUGAAUGAGAUUUGGUAGUGACAAAGAUAAAUGUCUUAUUUCGUGAUGCAUAUUUCAUACUGUGCAUAUUGUAUUGUACGUCAUUUCUCACUCACUUAAAAAAUAAAUUAAAACUUCUCAAGGGACAUA